AUGUCUUUCUCCAACGGCGGCGGAGGCACUCUGGCCCUGCCGUCGCCCACCCACGCCCAUCAUAUGGACGUGACGUCGGCCGUCCGCAACCUGCGACGCUCCAUCUCGAGAUCUCCGUCCAAGUUCCUGUCCCGCACAAGCUCGCAGAGCUCCGAUGCUUCGCACCAGACUGCGCCCCUAUCACCCUGUCGACGAUUCGGCCCAACACCGCAUAGGCCUCAUCUUUCGCCAUCGCAUCCUCAGACAGCUCCGCCGGCUGUCACCUCCAUGCAUGCUUCGACCUCCUACCAGUCCUCCAUCUUCACCCCUCUCCGCCCUAGCGUCAAGCUCUCGCUGCGGUCGGCCAAAUCCACCAAGACAACGUCGCCCUCGUCUCGCCCGCUCGCGAGGCCGCGCAUCUCCCCCAAGAGCCCUUUGAAGCGUGCCUUGAACGCCGCGCCGGCCGCCGCCGUCAACGCGGCCCUCCCUUCCUCGUCGCCCUCCUCGUCCCCCCCUUUCUCAUCUUCGCCCGAGCCGCCCGCCGCCGUCUCUCGGCCAUCGGCGCAGGACCAGGCACGGGAGAGCACAUCCUACAGUCUCCCGGAUUCGACCUCGCGCAAGCAUUCCGAGAAAUCCAACCGCCACAGCGUCCACCUCGACGUCUCGGGCUCCGCUUCGCAGUAUUCGUUCUUGAAAGCGCUGGACGCCAACAGUGAACUGUACAUGGUCUCGACGACGGGCGCACUGAAGCGCAGUGAUGCGACGAUGAACCUCGACCACCCAAACCAAGGUAGUCCCGUCGCCAAGCGGCGUAGCCUGCACGGCAUCCCCGCGCUCGGCCAGUCCGAGGACUUCAACAUAUUCGGCGCCGCUGCCGCCGCCGCCACCGCCGGCAUCGGUCCCUCGCAGAGCUUCGACAUCCACGAGGACGCGCAGCCGGAAUACGAGCUGACGGCCGACUUCGAGGCCGGCGUCGACGGGCCGGCGUCGCCGCGUGAUCCGCGCGCAUCCCCGACGCCCAUGUCCAACCUCCCCAGGCGGUCCUCGUCCCUUCGAAGGUCCACCUUGCAGCAGCGAUAUGGAGACAAGGGGUCGUGGGGACGGAGGACGGGCGAGCGACAGCUCGCCCACAUGAACCCCGAGUCCUCCACUCCCGCUCGUCACCGGCCUCGCCUGUCCACCGAUCAUUUUCUGCCGCCCCAAGUUGCGAGGGACAGCCCCUUCUCGUCCGGCACCUCUCUUCCGAGCGCCUCGGCCCACCCCAUGGACGGCAAGGGUCACCAGCCGCACCCGCUCUCCAAGUCCCUGACCACCUCGUCGUCGGGCAACAGCCUGACGGAGGAGUCGCCCGCCAACGCACCCGCCGUCCAGCUGGCCGCGAAGCCCAGGCCGCCCCUCUUCUCCCGUUCGCUUCCCCUCAACGCGACGCGGCCGACGGCUCGUUCGAUGAACGACAACUCAAAGUCGGUCGCGACCCCGAACCACGCCCAUCAUCAGCUCUGGUUCGGCGCCUUCAACUCCACCGGCUUGAUCUCCAAGGUCAACCGAAACCCCGAGGAUGUCGAGAACAAGCUUGCGCCCCCGGACACGCCUUGCAAGAAGCACUCGAAUCCCUUCGCCACCUUCCCCCCCCCGGCAGGCAGCGUCAUGAAGCGCAAGGGCAACAAUCGGAACUCGUUUGCCGGCAUGCCAUCGACGCCCUUCAACCGACCGGCCAGCAGGUCCGCCGACGCGUUCGGCCAGCCGGCCAAGGGCCUCUCCAUCUUCCAGCGCGGCUCGGCGAUGCAAAAGUCUCGUCGCGCGAGCCUUCUCAGCCAGGACGGCGAGGACCGCAUGCUGCUCGGCGAUGCCGUCCUCGGCGAGCCUGCCCUCGGCGAGCCUGCCCUCGGCGACCACAGCCUGGGCGAACCCAUGCUGGGCGAAUCCGGUGAUCUGUCCAACGGCGCCGAGGGCUACGCGCCGCCCACGCCGACCAAGAACACGCUGACUCCGAGCCUGAGCAACCUCAGCGAGAAGUCGCUGGAGAGCCCGAGCGCGAAUCGCACCUUCAUCCUGCCCCUCUCGGCCGUCAAGCCGGUCGCGUCUCGAGAAUCCACCUGCACCACGUUGGACCUGCUGGCGCCGUGCGAGUCGAAGGAUUGGGACGAUGCGGCGAAAACUCCCUGCGCCGGUCGACCGGCUCCCCUCGACCGCGAGCCGUCCCCCACUCCGUGCCUCGCGCCGCGUCCGUCUUUCAGCCGGUCCAGGAUCCACCGGGGGUUCAUGGCGCCCUCGCCGCUCGCCCCCAAGCCCUCGCUUCUGUCGGUCCAAUGCUCGGAGAGCGCGUUCACCAAGCUUGCGUCUGUCGAUCCGGCAAGCCCCGUCGACGGACGACGGACUCCCCAGACGCCCCAGGAGAGCCUGCUUCCCCUCGACACCAGCCGCCUGUCCAUCUCGCAGGCGCCCGAGCCCUUCAACGAGAGCAACAUGCCGCCGCCCGUCACGCCGACGGCGGGGCGCGAUUUCCGCUCGUCGGCGAGCAUCUUCGUCACGCCGGUCAACGGUCGGGUGAGCGGCAUCGACAUCGACGCGAGCCUCUACUCGAGGUUCGACAAGGUCGAGCAGGUCGGCAAGGGCGAGUUUUCCAUUGUCUACCGCGUCACCAAGCUCGAGCACGCCAACGUGUUCAUGACGGGCAUCGCAACCUCCAACGACGGCGCCGCCCGCAGUCCGACAAAGGGCAAGGUGUUCGCCGUCAAGAAGAGCAAGCAGUCGUACCACGGUCCGCGAGACCGGGAGAUGAAGCUCCGCGAGGUGCAUGCGCUCCAGGCCCUGGUCAAUGCCGAGCAUGUGGUGCAAUACAUCGAUAGCUGGGAGCACAAUUUCCACUUGUAUAUACAAACCGAGUUCUGCGAAGAAGGAACGCUGGAUAAUUUUUUGGGCAACGUUGGCCGAGGCGGGCGAUUGGAUGACUUCCGCAUCUUUAAGGUCCUCCAGGAUCUCUGCUUGAUCCACGAUGCCGGAUUCAUGCACCUCGAUAUGAAGCCGGCCAAUAUCCUCAUCACCUUCGAGGGGGCACUGAAGAUUGGAGACUUUGGCCUCGCCCAACCGUGCUCGUCGGCGGAGGGCAUCGACGUCGAGGGCGACCGCGAGUACAUGGCGCCCGAGAUGUUGCGAGGCACGGCCGGGCAAGCUGCCGACGUCUUCUCCCUCGGCCUCAUGACGCUUGAGACGGCGGCGAACGUGGUGCUCCCCGACAACGGGCCCACCUGGAUCGCCUUGAGGUCCGGGGACCUUUCCGAAGUUCCGAGCCUCACCUGGACGCCGUCGAUCGAGGUCCAGCGAGACGCCACCGGCAAUCCGUCUUCCCACAGCGACGAGCUCCAGGCCGAGUGCGUCCACGGCACCGGCAACGUCUUUGGCGCAUCGUUCAAGCGAUCGGAGCAGCAGAUGCCGCCCGCCUUCAUGGUCGAGGCCUUCCACCCGAGCUCGCUCGACUCGAUCGUGAGGUGGAUGACAGCCGAGUCUCCCGCGGACCGACCUCUCAUCGACCAGGUGCUCAACCUCGAGGGCCUGCGGUGGGUUGCGGAUCACCGAAGCGCCCCGGCCACCGUCUACGAGGGCAACUGGGGGUCGGCCGAGGUUUUCCCAGUAUCCAUCGCCAUGGAUGGCGAUACGGAAAUGACGGACGUGUAG
Molecule: messenger RNA, 3654 nt
Organism: Drechmeria coniospora
Lineage: Eukaryota; Fungi; Ascomycota; Sordariomycetes; Hypocreales; Ophiocordycipitaceae
Exons: 2
Coding region: 1-3654 (1217 amino acids)
Biological process (GO): protein phosphorylation
Molecular function (GO): ATP binding; protein kinase activity
Source: RefSeq, a predicted model, not a curated record